CAGAAUGACACACAGCGACAUGAGAAGCUGCGGCGAAACUAGCUCGCUAUCUAGCAAUGUGUUUAUGGUCUAUUUUUUAGGUCAUUUAUUCCAUUUGAGAACACCCUGGAAUUAAUUGGUCUAUUUUUUGCCACGAGAGCCAGGCGCUAACUGGCCUGCUAAGAGCGGCGAAAUUGCUCGAAAUUUGAGAACAUCAGCCAAAGUUAGAAUAUGUAUAAGUCUCUGUACGCGUUCCGAUCGCCGGAGCCCAACUCUCUCCACUUCGCUGCCGGAGAAAGCUUCCUAAUCCUGGAGCGGAGUAAUCUACACUGGUGGCUUGGAUCGCGCUGCAGCUCCGGGGAAACUGGAUAUAUACCCGCAUCUUACAUCGAGAAAAUCCAGGCCCCUGAGCACGAUGAGGUUCUGCAGUCCAUCGACAGGGCCAUCGAGGGUAUCCACAACACAGCCAUGAAAAACGGAGGCAAAUACAACCUGGAGCAAAGAGAUGUAUUACAGAAGCUGAUCCACCACAGGAAAGAGACACUUUCCCGCCGGAGCCCGACUCCAGCCAAUGACAAGCAGAAGCUGCCUUCCUCCAGCAGUGACCUCUCACUGUGCCACACCCCCCAGCCCCCUAACGGACUGAGCUGUGGAUACGGGCGCCAGGCCAGCGAGCCGAGGUCAGAGACCACGGAGCCAGGAGACGAGGGCCUCUACCAGGUGCCCCUCCAGGCCCGCCGUGCGGCCCCCAUUACUCCUCCCCCGCCGGAGAAACGGCGGGGCCCCCGGCCCCCAGAGCCGGAGGGUUCUGGUGUAAUUGCCCCGGACGGCCCUGGGGGGGGCGCUCCCUCCGGUGCCGGGCGCUCCCCCUCGGCCAGCUCCGCCUCCCUGGACUCUGGCUCCUCCCACUCGGUGGUGUCCUCGGACGUCAGCCUCCCCAGUGCCGCCAGCAGCCCUCCCCCGAUCCCCAGCCGUGCCCGGGCCCCGGCCCCGCCCGCCCCCGCCCCCGCCGUGCCCUCAGACUCGCCCCAGCCCCCGGCCGAACCGGCGGCCCCCAAAAAGGGCCCCGCCCCUCAGCCCCUGCAGCCAGCGCCCUCGGAGGGCCAAUCCAAGGCGGCGGAGUCCCCCUUGGCUCCGCCCGCCGCCGCCGCCAGCCCGUCCUGCGGCCCCGCCCACUCCGCGGCCGUUCCCAUGACGACGGGGGCGGAGCUGAUAGAGCUGGUCCGUAAGAACACCAGCCUCAGCUACGAGCUGUCGCGGGUGGCGGUCGGCGUGGUCCUGGGCCAUCUGCUGAGCACUCUGCCGCAGGCUGUUCCAGCGCUGGAGCAAGUGCUCCUCUCAUUGGUGGAGAGCAAGGACCGCAGCGCGGCGCUGCCCCAGGGGCAGGUGUGUCACGAUGAGCAGAGGCUGGAGGUGAUCUUCGGGGACCUGGCCCGGCACCGGGAGGACGCGCAGCAGCGCAGCUGGGCCCUGUACGAGGACCACGCCCUCAUCGCCUGCUACCUGGAGGAGCUGCUGCAGAUCCUGACGGACGCCGACCCGGAGGUGUGCAAGCGCAUGUGCCGGGCCAACCACUCCGAGCCCGUGCUGUCUCUGGUCUCCUACUACCAGAUGGUAAGACGUCCGUCAAAGUGUCUCUUUAGCACUGAACUCUCUCCCUCUGCAGUUGACCCAGUUUGCAUGUUUAACCACGCCCCGCCCGCCCCUCACGCCGUGCUGAAGUUUCUGCAGGACCUCUUCGCCAGCGAAGACUCCGCCCAAAUCUUCUACCACACCGAUAUGAUGGUGAUGAUUGACAUCGCGGUGCGGCAGAUCUCUGACCUCUCCCCCGGGGACAAGCUGCGUAUGGAGUAUCUCUCCCUCAUGCAUGCCAUCAUCCGCACCACGGACUACGUGCAGCACCGUCAUCGCCUGGGCGACCUGCAGAGGGCGCUGCAGCGCAUCCUGGCGGAGGGAGAGGAGGGGGCGGGCAGGGGGAGGAGGAGGGGGGGGCGGCCAUGCAGAUGGACAGAUUGAUCGUGCAGCAGAUCUAUAAGGAAUUUCCUGAUAUCUGCCAGCGGCAGGACUGACACACACACCCUCAUACACUCAGUAUUUCUCUCAAACAUGCACAUACACACACUCUUUCUCUGUCUCUCUCUCUCUCGCUCUCUCUCACUGACAUGCACACACGCACACUUUCUGUUUCUCUCUCUCACUGAAGCGCACACACACACACACACACACACACACUCUUUCUCUGUCUCUGUCUCUCUCUCUCGCUCUCUCUAACUGAUACGCAAACACGCGCACUUUGGGAUUCCCACACACAACUAACGUUGACUCAUUUCUCUUAUGCACUUGUACUCCUGCACGCAUGCAGAAACACACACACACAAAUUUGGCUAAAACAAUAAGAUUGUUGCCAUGGCACGGUUGCUCUCCAUAAACGGUGUGUGUACAUAGGUGUGUGUGCAUGGCUGGAUGGAUGUGUGUGUGUGUGCGCGCGUGCAUGCGUGCUUGCUGUUCUUCCACAUUCUCCAGAUCUAAAUUCCUCUUAACCGCCACUAGUAUGUGAGUCUUGGACUAAUCGACUAAAAGUAUAUUUUCCCAGUGACUGUAUGUUUAACAGUGUGUGGCUGAAAUAAUAACAGACUGUAUUUUCUUAAAACAAAAGUGAAAUAAACAAUGCAAGUAACA
Molecule: messenger RNA, 2658 nt
Organism: Conger conger (European conger)
Lineage: Eukaryota; Metazoa; Chordata; Actinopteri; Anguilliformes; Congridae
Product: NCK-interacting protein with SH3 domain-like
Exons: 9
Coding region: 211-1995 (594 amino acids)
Biological process (GO): endocytosis
Molecular function (GO): protein binding; Arp2/3 complex binding
Source: RefSeq, a predicted model, not a curated record